Schistosoma turkestanicum is the source of this 444-nucleotide messenger RNA. The record is from the annotation of a GenBank genome assembly. NCBI's taxonomy places the organism in Eukaryota, Metazoa, Platyhelminthes, Trematoda, Strigeidida, Schistosomatidae.
AUGCAAGUGUCAUUUGUUUUCACGAUUCUAUUAUUAUGGUUACUAAAUUGCACUGAACAAACAACUAUUUCACGUAGACAACAAUCUUCACUACAACAACAAAUUCAAUUUGCAUCACUCCCUGAACAAUCAAUAAACAAAGGAAACAGUGAAGCGAACAACGAACAAGUAGACGAAGAAGGAGAAGAAAAACAAGGCGGAGCAGAAGAAGAAGGCGGAACACAUCGUGCAAAACGUUUAUCAGAUCUAUCACCGCCAAGUACCACAUAUCGUAAUCCAUUUUCGGCAUUUUUAAAACGUAAACGACAUUCAAAAUCCACCGAUUCACGUGUAUCAUCAGUAAGAAAAGAAUUUAUUAGUAGUGGUGAUUCAAAGUGUGGUUUAAUGUGUCAUUUACUUUGUCGUCCCGGUUGUUCAAAAAUUUGUUAUUCAUCUUGUUCUUGA